AUGAGUACACCACUAUGUGAGCUCGAAGGGAGUGCGCCAGUAAGUGAUAGCUUCGCAGCAUUAGUAUCUUCAGGGGCUCAAUUUCCUAUGGCCAGGCACUUGAUGACUCAGGCACAGCAGGACCAACAACAACUUGCUUCUGAAGUCUCAACAACGUAUGAACCAACCACCACCAUAUGGAUCCGGAACUUUAACCAGCUCUGCGAUACACCACCUGCUGAGGAGAGUCGUCUGCCUUUCUUCUCGCGUGACCACUACAAGCAUGAGCGGGUGGUGCCUGACUCAAAGUCUCGAAGGUUCGUGGAGUCUAUGAGACGCUACCGAAGACACUGGAGAGGUAAGAGAGCUCAUGCUAGAAUUGCGGCCAUUUCUAAUGCUCGAAAACCACUUGCAGAACUGGCGCCCCCUGCUCAAAAUUGGCGAUCUUCAGGAGAUAGUUGGCCACCCCCCUUUCCGAGACGUACUCGCAACAAACUCCGGAAGCGUCAAAGGCCUGGUGAAUAUUAA
Molecule: messenger RNA, 507 nt
Organism: Fusarium fujikuroi IMI 58289
Lineage: Eukaryota; Fungi; Ascomycota; Sordariomycetes; Hypocreales; Nectriaceae
Exons: 1
Coding region: 1-507 (168 amino acids)
Source: RefSeq, a predicted model, not a curated record